Molecule: messenger RNA, 1258 nt
Organism: Coregonus sp. 'balchen'
Lineage: Eukaryota; Metazoa; Chordata; Actinopteri; Salmoniformes; Salmonidae
Source: the annotation of a GenBank genome assembly
AUGAGAUCCAAGAGCAGUGGGGUGGAGAGCCCAGCCAAUGGAGUACUCAGGGUUCCCCAGGCAACACAUGACAUCAACCAAGAAGAGGAAGUAAAUCUGCAUGCACCUAUAAAGAGCCUAAAGGUCAAAGUUCAACCAAACAGUGAGGAAGUGGAGGUGGUGGUGGUGGUCUCUGACAUAGAAAAGUCAACUGAGGACAGCUCGGGGACUAGUGACCAAAGACUGGGAAUCAUGAACUUUUCUAAAGAGGACCUUCUGAGGCUGCUAGGUGUCAUGGAAUGUGAGGUCCAGGUGAGUCUGACUCAUAUUGAUAAACUACCAUAUGCUCAUAUUGUACAUAGCUUCAUAGUUAACUGUGGGGUGAACCAUGAAUCUUGUCAGCUGGAAUGUUGUUUACUUGUAUUAUCCACUAGGUGGAAGGUAUUGCCAUGAUUCUAUUGUAAACCCUCACAAUACUAUAGUCCAAAAUGACCAUUUAUUUAGAAUUUCCCUACACUACAACUCUCUCUACUGGCUGAGGUUGGUACUAACACAGAGAAAACCUGUCUAAAUGCUGUUUUAUAACAUGCGAUUAAGGACUUGGAAGAGUAGUUAUUUGGUGAGCUAAAGGAGAUCCUAAUAAACAAUUGCAAGUUUUUUCUAGAAUACUAAGAUUGUGUGUUUUUGUUUGUGUAACCCCCAGGCGAUGGAGGAUGUUAUCUGUGUGCUGAAGACUGAGAAGACACGGAAGACUCUGGAGUCCCACUAUGGUUCUGCAGCUCCUACCACACCCCUCCAGGCCUUACAGAGAGACAGCCUUCUCACCAACAUACGGACACACAAUGACAGUGUCUACCAGAGGCCAAUGGCUGAAGUUAGUCACUUACUGACAGAUACUUAUUAACCUUAUUAAGUGUUUAUAACAUUUAUUGACUGUAGUAUUCUUUUUUACUUUCUUCAUACAGACAAAUCUGGUUCUCAAGUGUUGAAGAUCAUUAUUAUUUUUUAUUAUUUUGCAUUAUUUUAUAAAUGUCUUUGUUUUACAGUAAGGAUGCAUAGGUCAACAAGACUUAAGUGCAGUAGUUGACUGAAUAGUCAGAGUAACAGUUUCAUAAGAUUCUGUGUUGUGUGUGUGUCUCAGCUGGACCAUCUACAGGAGAAACACAAGGACACGUACCGGCGCAUGCUGGAACAGCUUCUAUUGGCUGAGAAGUGUCACCGGCGCACCGUGCACGAGCUGGACAGUGAGAAACGCAAACACACUGACUACAUGAGCAAG